CGCAGGCGCCCCGGGCGCUGCCAACCGAAGUAGCAAUGGACGCGCUGGAGUCGUUGUUGGACGAAGUGUCUCUGGAGGGGCUCGAUGGCCUGUGUCUGCCCGCGCUGUGGAGCCGCCUGGAGACGCGAGUGCCGCCCUUCCCGCUGCCUUUGGAGCCCUACACGCAGGAGUUUCUGUGGCGGGCCCUUGCCACGCACCCGGGCAUCAGCUUCUUUGAGGAGCCUCGGGAGCGACCCGACCUCCAGCUCCAGGACCGGUAUGAAGAAAUUGAUUUGGAAACUGGAAUUUUGGAGUCCAGGCGGGACCCAGUCCCUUUGGAAGAUGUCUACCCCAUUCAUAUGAUCUUAGAGAAUAAGGAUGGCAUCCAGGGCUCGUGCCGCUACUUUAAGGAGAGGAAAAACAUUACCAAUGAUGUCAGGACCAAGUCUUUGCAGCCUCGCUGUACGAUGGUGGAAGCCUUUGACAGGUGGGGGAAGAAACUGAUCAUUGUUGCCUCCCAGGCCAUGCGGUACAGGGCCUUGAUAGGCCAGGAGGGGGAUCCUGACCUGAAGCUCCCUGACUUCUCUUACUGCAUCCUGGAGCGACUAGGCCGGUCCAGGUGGCAAGGAGAGCUCCAGCGAGACCUUCACAGCACUGCUUUCAAGGUUGAUGCUGGGAAGCUGCACUAUCAUAGGAAAAUUUUGAACAAAAAUGGGCUCAUUACGAUGCAGUCCCAUGUGAUCCGAUUACCCACUGGAGCCCAACAACAUUCAAUCCUCCUCCUCCUGAACCGGUUUCAUGUGGACAGGAGGAGCAAAUACGACAUCCUCAUGGAGAAGCUUUCAGCCAUGCUGAGCACACGGAGUAACCAGAUGGAGACACUAGGAAAGCUGAGGGAAGAACUGGGGCUGUGUGAAAGGACAUUUAAGCGUCUAUACCAGUACAUGCUGAAUGCCGGACUAGCCAAAGUGGUUUCUCUUCCCUUGCAAGAGAUUCACCCUGAAUGUGGACCUUGUAAGACAAAGAAAGGGACUGACGUCAUGGUUCGGUGCCUCAAGCUGCUGAAGGAAUUUAAGCGGAAGGUCGAAGAUGACCAGGAGGAGGACGAGGAUGAGGAGGUCAUCUCCAAGGCAGUGCGUCCAAUGGAUAUUGUGUUUGAGCGGGAUAUGCUCACACAGACCUAUGAGCUCAUUGAGCGCAGAGGCACGAAAGGAAUUUCCCAAGCUGAAAUCCGAGUGGCUAUGAACGUGGGAAAGCUAGAAGCAAGAAUGCUGUGCCGGCUUCUUCAAAGAUUCAAGGUGGUCAAGGGAUUCAUGGAAGAUGAAGGUCGGCAGCGGACCACCAAGUACAUCUCCUGCGUAUUUGCAGAGGAGAGCGACCUGAGCCGGCAGUACCAGAGAGAGAAAGCCCGGAGUGAGCUCCUGACCACAGUGAGCCUGGCCUCUGUGCAAGAGGAGUCACUUCUGCCAGAAGGCGAAGACACCUUCCUCUCCGAUUCAGACAGCGAGGAGGAGGGCAGCAGCAGCAGCAGCAAGCGGAAGGGCAGAGGGUCCCAGGGGGAUGCGAGAUCCUCCGCACACCCCGGGCCGGGGACUCAGUUUCAUCACUCUACCCCAACCAAGGGUGGGUGGAAAGUCCUAAACCUACACCCGUUGAAGAAGCAGCCAUCUUCCUCCCCAGGAGCUGCUGAGGAGAAAGCCUGCCGGAGCUCAGCCAGCAGGGACAACCUCCUGGACACCAGCAGCACCUCAGACCCCAGCGUGUCCUUUGGCUCCCACUGCCUGGACAGUAACAGCGGCGACAUAGCUGUGAUCGAGGAGGUCCGGCUUGAAAACCCAAAGGAGAGUAGCAGUUCCCAGAAGACCGGGAGGCACGGCCCAGGCCAAGACAAACCCCAUGAAACUUACCGACUGCUGAAACGCAGGAAUCUGAUCAUAGAAGCCGUCACCAACCUCCGCUUAAUUGAGAGCUUAUUUACGAUUCAGAAGAUGAUCAUGGACCAGGAGAAGCAAGAAGGCGUGUCCACCAAGUGCUGUAAGAAGUCCAUCGUCCGCUUGGUGCGAAACCUGUCUGAGGAAGGUCUCUUGAGACUGUAUCGGACUACAGUCAUCCAAGAUGGCAUCAAGAAGAAGGUGGACCUGGUGGUGCACCCGUCCAUGGACCAGAAUGACCCUCUCGUGAGAAGUGCCAUUGAGCAGGUUCGCUUCCGGAUCUCCAAUUCAAGCACGGCCAACAGGGUUAAAGUUUCCCAGCCUCCAGCACCCCAAGGGGAGGCAGAAGAAGAAAGUCAAGGAAAAGAGGGCCCAAGUGGAUCAGAAGACUCUCACCUGAGUGCUUCCUCUAAAUCAGAAAGUGGACGGAUGAAAAAAAGUGAUGAGAAAAUGGGCAUAACCCAGCUUAGAAAUUAUAACCCUGUUGUAGUUCCCGGACUCGGACGUUCUCUAGGGUUUCUGCCCAAAAUGCCUCGGCUGCGGGUGGUCCACAUGUUUCUGUGGUACCUGAUCUAUGGGCACCCUGCCAGCAACACAGUGGAGAAGCCGAGUCACAUCAGUGAAAGAAGAACAAUAAAGCAGGAGCCCGGCAGAGCAGGAGCCCAGGCCUCAUCCUCCAGAAGCAUCUGGGAGGCCUCCCCAUCCAAAGACAGCCAAGAUGGCGUCACCUGGGAGGCUGAAGUGGAGCUUGCCACAGAGACAGUAUAUGUGGAUGAAGCCUCGUGGACGCGCUACAUCCCUCCCAUCCCGGUCCACAGGGACUUUGGAUUUGGCUGGGCCCUCGUCAGUGACAUUCUCCUCUGUCUGCCGCUCUCCAUCUUUGUCCAGAUUGUGCAAGUCAGCUACAAGGUGGACAACCUGGAGGAGUAUCUGAAUGACCCUCUGAAGAAGCACACGCUGAUCCGGUUUCUCCCCAGGCCCAUCCGGCAGCAGCUCCUGUACAAGAGGCGUUACAUUUUUUCAGUGGUGGAGAACCUUCAGAGGCUGUGCUACAUGGGGCUGCUACAGUUUGGUCCCACGGAAAAGUUUCAGGACAAAGAUCAGGUCUUUAUCUUCUUGAAGAAGAAUGCGGUCAUCGUUGACACCACCAUCUGCGACCCCCAUUACAACCUUGCCCGCAGCAGCCGACCCUUUGAAAGGCGUCUCUACGUCCUCAACUCAAUGCAGGAUGUGGAAAACUACUGGUUUGAUCUACAGUGUGUCUGCCUCAAUACCCCACUAGGCGUGGUGCGCUGCCCACGCGUCAGGAAGAGCAGCAGCCCAGACCAGGGCAGUGACGAGGAGGGCAGCCUGCAGAAGGAGCAAGAGAGCGCCAUCGACAAGCACAACUUGGAGCGCAAGUGUGCCAUGAUGGAGUACACCACCGGGAGCCGUGAGGUUGUGGAUGAAGGCUUGAUCCCUGGAGAUGGGCUGGGAGCCGCUGGCCUGGAUUCCAGCUUCUAUGGACACCUAAAGCGCAACUGGAUCUGGACCAGCUAUAUCAUCAACAAAGCCAGAAAGGAGAAUACUACUGCGGAGAAUGGGCUCACAAUGAGGCUCCAGACGUUCCUGUCCAAGCGCCCACUGCCACUCAGUGCCGGAGGCAAUGGCAGAUUGAAUAUCUGGGGAGAAGCAAGAGCAGGCUCUGAGCUCUGCACUGACAGGGAAGAACAGUUUGAGGUUGACCGAGAGCCCACCCUGGACAGAAACCGGAGAGUGAGGGGUGGGAAAAGCCAGAGGCGGAAACGGCUGAAGAAGGACCCUGGAAAGAAGAUCAAGAGGAAGAGAAAAGGAGAGUUCCCAGGAGGAAAAAGCAAAAGGCUGCGCUACCACGACGAGGCUGACCAGAGCGCCCUGCAGAGGAUGACACGGCUGCGCGUCACCUGGUCCAUGCAGGAGGAUGGGCUGCUCAUGCUCUGCCGGAUCGCCAGCAAUGUCCUCAACACCAAGGUGAAGGGCCCAUUUGUCCCCUGGCAAGUCGUGCGAGACAUUCUGCACGCUACCUUUGAAGAGUCUUUGGAUAAAACAUCUCACUCGGUUGGACGAAGAGCUCGCUACAUAGUCAAAAAUCCACAAGCCUAUCUGAACUAUAAGGUUUGCCUCGCUGAGGUGUACCAGGAUAAAGCACUUGUUGGAGAUUUCAUGAAUCGAAGAUGUGACUAUGAUGACCCGAAGGUUUGUGCCAGUGAGUUUAAAGAGUUUGUGGAGAAGCUUAAGGAGAAGUUCAGUUCAGCCCUAAGGAAUUCUAACCUUGAAAUUCCAGACACACUCCAGGAACUGUUUGCCAGAUACCGAGUUUUGGCAAUUGGGGAUGAGAAAGAUCAAAUCAGGAAAGAGGAUGAACUUAAUAGCGUGGAUGACAUCCACUUCCUGGUGCUCCAGAACCUCAUCCAGAGCACACUGGCCCUCUCGGACAGUCAGAUGAAGUCCUGCCAGUCAUUUCAGACCUUCCGCCUCUACCGGGAGUACAAGGACCAGACCCUGGUGAAGGCCUUCAUGGAGUGCCAGAAAAGGAGCUUGGUCAACCGGCGCCGGGUCAACCACACGCUGGGCCCCAAGAAGAACCGGGCCUUGCCCUUCGUGCCCAUGUCCUACCAGUUAUCCCAGACCUACUACAGGAUUUUCACAUGGCGAUUUCCAAGCACCAUCUGCACGGAAUCAUUCCAGUUUCUUGACAGAAUCCGGGCUGCUGGCAAGUUGGACCAGGCUGAUAAUUUUUCUUUCAAAGACCAGGAUAAUAACGACUCCACAAAUGACAUGGUGGCAUUUUCUUUGGACGGCCCUGGAGGGCAUUGUGUGGCUGCCCUGACCCUUUUCUCCCUGGGCCUCAUGUCCGUGGAUGUCAGGAUCCCGGAGCAGAUCAUAGUGGUGGACAGUUCCAUGGUGGAGAACGAGGUCAUUAAGAGCUUGGGAAAGGACGGUGGCUUGGAGGACGAUGAGGAUGAAGAGGAAGACUUGGAUGAAGGCUCAGGGGGCAAGCGCCGGGCCAUGGAGGUGAAGCCCGCCCAGGCCUCCCACACCAACUACCUGCUGAUGAGGGGCUACUACUCCCCUGGCAUCGUCAGCACCCGCAACCUCAACCCCAAUGACAGCAUCGUGGUCAACUCCUGCCAAGUGAAGUUCCGGCUCCGCCGCACCCCUCUGCCUACCCAGCUCGGGCCCACUGCCACUUCUCUGGACGAGCUAACAGCGGGAAUCUCCUUCCUUCCUGACACGUUCACCAGGCUGAUAAACCCCCAAGAAAACCCCUGCAGCUUGGAAGAGUUUGUCCGCCAGCUGGAGCUGUCUGGGUAUAAACCCGAAGAUGUGUCUGCCGCCUUGGAGAUCCGGGAAGCCAUCGUGGCCUCGGGCUGUUUCGGGGUUGACAAGGAGGAGCUGCGCAGACGCUUCUCGGCCCUCGAGGAGACAGGCAGCGAGCGCACCCGGGCGUUCGCAGACUGCGUCCAGGACCUCCUGGAGCAACAGCAGGUGCUGGAAGUUGGCGGCAACACCAUUCGCCUGGUGGCCACGGCCGCUGCCCAGCCCUGGCUCCUGCACUCGGUGCGGCUAAAAGGCAAAGAGGAGGAGGCCGACGCCCAAAGAGAAGAGCCCCUGGCCAGGGCCCUGGAGGGGCCUUCCAGUGAGGACAGCCCCACUGAGAGGCCGGCACCGCCAUCUCAGGGUUCCCAGAGCGCCAAGAGGCGCGCCAGCUGGGCCGAUCAGAGUGGGGAGGCCGAUGCUGAGGGUACUGAGAAGCCCCCGGCAAAGAGGCCUGCACUGGAGGACACGCGGCUGCCCCCCAGCCCCGGGCCCAGGGCAGAAAAGGAGGCAGAAACCCAGGCCCCAGCUCCGCCUGCAGCUCUGGAAGACACUGCUGCAGGGAGGGCUGGACAGGAGGACCAAGAGGCUGUUGGGGUGUCCGUCUCUCCAGGCCAAGAGCAGCUGAGCUCUCAGGCCCCGCUUCCAGAAGGCUCUGAAGACCCCAGAGGGUCGGCAGAGAGUUCUGGAGCCGGCAGCCUCUCCCAGGCAGCACGGGAAAGGGACUGCGAGAGCGUCUGCUUCAUCGGCCGCCCCUGGCGCGUGGUGGACGGCCACCUGAACAUGCCCGUGUGCAAGGGCAUGAUGGAGGCCGUGCUGUACCACAUCAUGACCAGGCCCGGCGUCCCUGAGAGCUGCCUGCUGCGCCACUACCAGGGCGUCCUGCAGCCCGUCGCGGUGCUGGAGCUGCUGCAGGGCCUGGAGUCCCUUGGCUGCAUCAGGAGGCGCCUGCUAAGGAAGCCCAAGCCCGUCUCCCUCUUCUCCAAGCCCGAGGUGGAGGAGCCAGAGGCCCCCUGCAGCCCCGGCGAGAGCCCCACGGCCUUCUAUGAGCCCACGCUGGACUGCGCCCUCCGGCUGGGCCGCGUGUUCCCCCACGAGGUCAACUGGAACAAGUGGAUCCACUUAUAGGGCACCUGCGGGCAUCGCCUCCCCUCCCAGCCGCUGCUGCCACGCCGGCCCCACUUGGUGGUCCGCAGACCCCACUGCUUCCCCAGGACGUUGGUCUGUGCCGAGCCUCCUGCAGCAGGGGACAGUACUCCGGCUAGAGCAGUGCCUGACAGGUGCAUCCCACUGUCCCGGGACUCUGGAAAAGGCCCCCCACAUGCCUGUCCCCGGGCUCUUCCGGGGCUGCUCCUCGGGAACCUGCUUUAUCACACUGGAGUUGGUGCUUCUUGUCCCAGCCAGGCUGGGACGUGGUGGAGCAGCUGUGGGGACUGUGGCCCUUCCAUUCUCCCCUCCUGUCCCCGUGGUCUCAGCCACUGGCCGCUGCGGCGCGUUUCCUGCUCUCAGGGGAGCUGCGUGCGGCUCUCUCUGGAGCCUGGGCCGGAGUGGGGUUUGGGAGGUCCUGGGGGGCGUCUGAGGAGGGGCUGCCGUCCGGGAGCAGAGCUGCCUCCCAGGCCCUGGCCUUCCGUGCACACCCCAGAGCCAUCGUCAGGGGCCAGUGGGGCCUCGGGGUUCGCCCCACCUGUGCACCCUCACAUUCCAGACUCCAGCCACCUCGGCAGACUUCUGGAUCCUUGCGUGCCCAGGCGCCACUGAGAGGGAGGGUCUCGUGGGAGACGUGUCACAGAACAAGGGCCGCGUUCCCUGCUGCCAAGGGGCCCCUGCGGAGACUGCAGCUCCUCCCCAGGCAGGACAUCCCGGCCCUGCUGGCAUUGAGCCACCCAGAGCGGAGCUGGGGUCCCUUUUCUAGCCUCUCGGGUCAACCUGGCAGGCCCGCUGGGCUGGGUGCCCGGCUUUCCCAACCUGGCCGGCGAUUUCCUGCCGGCCCCAGACUCGAGGCGUCCCUGUAGGUUUUGGUUUUGUUUGUUUUAUAUUUGUUCUUUAACCUUUUUCCUCAUUAAAAAAAAAAAAAUAGUC
Messenger RNA from Lemur catta (Ring-tailed lemur), 7325 nucleotides. RefSeq names its product general transcription factor IIIC subunit 1 (gene GTF3C1). Gene Ontology annotation, biological process: transcription initiation at RNA polymerase III promoter; 5S class rRNA transcription by RNA polymerase III. Gene Ontology annotation, cellular component: transcription factor TFIIIC complex. Bases 36 to 6374 code for a protein of 2112 amino acids. Gene Ontology annotation, molecular function: DNA binding. The transcript has 37 exons. Lineage: Eukaryota; Metazoa; Chordata; Mammalia; Primates; Lemuridae. The record is from RefSeq and is a predicted model, not a curated record.